AUGGACGCCAGUAGUGACCUGCUGCAGAGAUCGUCUCACCUUGGAUGGAGCCAAACUUACCUUACCGACAACGCCGUUGACCGAAGCCACUCCAGUUCCUAUAGCAGCAAUUCACCAUUGGAAGACUCUCGCCUUCAACGCCUGUUCGUUGGACAUCAAGAUAAUAGAUCUUUACGUGAGGAGAUCCGCAAAUUGAAGGAGCAGAAUUUGAUUCUCAAAACGGAGAACCAAACGAUCAAUCGCCUCUACCAAACGCUUGCGAGUUCAUUACCAGGCGCUAUCUUGUCAAUGCAACCCUGCAACAUCGACAUGUCCAACGGUCUCUCAAACCCACCUACUAUUCCAUCCUCGAACUCCAUGCAAGGAGAAACCCUUGAUCAGCGCCAAUAUCCAAAAAUACGAUAUUGGUUCAAACAGGCAUGGAGCGAUCAACAAAAGCAAGACAUAGGCAUAACGAAAAUCGGCAAAUCUUCCACAAGAGCAGGUGGAAAAAAAUCGACGCCUGGACAAAACAUUACAAUGCGAUACGUAGAAGAUCAGUUCGGGAUGGUCGUCGACGGAUAUCGCGCGAGUGAAAUGCGAAAAUGUGCACGGUCCAUCUGGAAUUGUCUUGCCCAGUCAGGCAAGGCUCCAAAGAAAUGGGGGAAAGUUGACAUUGAGACUUCUCAACAGUAUCGGUGUGAAAUGUGUUCUUGCUUCCCCGAGCUUCGACUCUGUGCAUAUGACUGGAAAGCUGAUCAAAUUGCCACUGACAACUAUCCCAAUUGGGCCCUUCAUAAUUUAGAAAACCACGUAGUGAAGCAAGAAGACGGCGACCCUCGACUCCUUUCAGUGAAACGGCGUGAAUUAUCUGAACUUCCGGAGCCAGCGGGUAAGAAGAUGAGAAUAGCCUCCCCAGCGCCUUCUGUUACAAAUUCCAUCAACGACCAUAGUGACUCAAUGUUGUCCAGUAACCGCUGCUUGGUGCCGCCUGCUACAUCCACUUUCACGCAGGAAAAGACUGCCCUCAAGAUUGGUGAUACCAGGCUGCAACACGCGACAACCGCUUCGAGAUCCAACACCCCUGCUCUCACUGUCAGCCCGCCCUCCGACGAUUGGGAGCUGUCAACUUCGGUCAAUGGUACGGUCCAUGAAAGAGAAUCCGAAACACCAGCGAGCAUAAAUACCGAUCAAGAUCUGGAAGGCUCUGAUACACAAGUUGACAUGCUGAUCAGGAGCGUUGGCACCUCUGCAUAUCCAGCACCGUCUCUUCAAUCAGCCUUCUCCAGUCAUGUUCCCAAUCAGUUGUCGGUUUCGUUGGCUUCUACCCCACAGAUGCCUCCAACUCCUCUAAGAGAUGACCCCAGAGCUGCUGUUAGCCCCCAAGAAAAACCAGCAUCGCUUACCGGCCCCAUCGAUGGCUCCACUUCAUGUGAAAAGGAAAUCGGCGCGGAUUCAUCCAGCUCCCCUGUCUCCAGCAUUGCCCAGCAGCCACUCCCUCCAUUUUCCGACGUGUGUGCUCGCAGCAGCAAUACCAAGUCAUCUAGUUCCUCUGACUUGGCCCUAUCCCAACCACUUGCUCCUGUUUCCACAAUGAGGGCCUCUAUGUCCUGCAAAGAAACCAGGUCUGACUCAGUCAACUCGAGCUCGUACCUGCAACCCCUUGUUCUGCCUCCCUCUGGAGCAGCCGUUGUUCCACCAGUUCGCGCACCGGUUCCUGGCCCAGUGCAGGAGUCCAGGGCACACAAGCCUAAGGUGACAAAGUUUCGGCCAGGACCUGCUCACACCGCAAGGAACAUUUGCGGCCGAGAGUGGUUGAAAACGAACCCUAGUGGUACGAAGGACGACUUCAACAAAUACUUUUCUGGAUUAUCUCCGGAGCAAAAGAAGGUGCCUUUCCAGCUUUAUGAACAGAUACACGCAUAG
Laccaria bicolor S238N-H82 is the source of this 1905-nucleotide messenger RNA. RefSeq lists its product as uncharacterized. NCBI's taxonomy places the organism in Eukaryota, Fungi, Basidiomycota, Agaricomycetes, Agaricales, Hydnangiaceae. The coding region runs from base 1 to 1905 and encodes 634 amino acids. The transcript is spliced from 5 exons. The record is from RefSeq and is a predicted model, not a curated record.